CUCUCGCUCCGCCACUCCUCUGCGAUGGCCCGGGAGGGCGCCCGGGCAGCGCUCUCCCCUUCUGGGCAACGCUGUGCGCUCUCGCACCGAGCCGCGCACCUCGCUCUCCCCAGACCCCGACCCCGAGUCGGGCAGGCCACAAGGGGCGAGGCCUGCGGGCCUCACUCCCACCCGCCCGGAUCCCGGGCUGGAAGUCCCUCCCCGAAGUCUGCUGCAGGCCUGGGAGGGAGAGGGUAGAGGACGGCCUCACCUCUCAGAGGGAUGGAGGGGAUGGAGGCCGAAGCUGCCCGCCACAGCCCUCCAGAAUCCAAGACUUGGGACAGAACAGCCAGCCCCAUGCAGGUAACAUCCGCUGUACCACAACUGGCUAAUAGAACCCUCCCAAGACCCUGGCCAUGCCCUCAGGAAGCCAGAACACCCAACUGGAUGGCUCCUCAGCCCCCCAGAACACAGGAGCUACAAAAGCCCUUUGUGCUGCAGUCUAAAGUGAGGGCUUUGAAGGAGAUGACAGCGAGUAAACAGGGUGAAAGCCCUAAGACAUCCAAAUGCCGACAAGUCAAGACCAAAGGAGUCCAGAGCCCUCCAGAAGGCUCUCCCCUGCCAGAUGCUGUGCUGGUCCCCCAUGCUGAGAACCUCACUGAUGGGCAGCUGGACGGCUGUGUCAAUGAAGAGCAACCCUCCAGGAAUGGGGGACUUGGGCCUCCCAAGUCACUUGACCCUGGGCUUAAGUGCUGGAAUGGGCAGAGCGUGUGGCCUCCAGAAGCAGCAUGGAUAUUGUGUGAACAUGAGAGGAGUCUGCUUCUAGGGUCCAGCUCUUUGCAAGACAGCCUCAUCCACAGAGUUACUCCAGGUCAGCGAGAAGGGUCUAGUCCUUGUAAAGUCACCCAUGUACCCAGCCUGACAAAAGAAAGGCCAUAUCGCCUUGAAUACCAUCUGGCUACAGGGAGAGACCUGGAUAGCAUGUGUUUGACCUCUGAGAAGGACUUAAACCCUAGGGCAGUCCCACGGGGGACCCUCUGGAGAGCUGGAGAGCUGGGAGCUUUGGGCCCAGGGGAUAAUGCUUUGUCCCUGUCUGACCAAGUAGAGAAGAACCGUCUUCUGCUGCAGGAGAUGCUCAAGGUCUCUGGACAGAGUUUCUCCAAGGUGGCAACCCCAGCCUGGACUCCAUCCUUGGACAGAACUCUAUCAGAGCGAUCAGCAGGGGACAUGGACUUAGACGCAGGAAGCUCCCUACAGGACUCAGACCGGAACAGGACCUUUGGUUCCAAGCCGGAGCCCAUGCUGAGUGCCAAGCAUGAGGAAGCCAAGCAUCUGCUGCAGCACGCCCGCAUGAAGGCCAGGACCCGGCCCCUCCGUGCCAGCCAUGAUAUUGUGCCCACCAUUGCUCAGGGCAUCCGAGAUGAGCCAAGAAACCCGGCCCAGGACCCCAGGAUGACCUGUAGUGACAGCCUCCAGAAUGGGACCGUGAGUGACUGCUCCGGCGGGACCUCCAGCGGACAGGGGCCCAAGCCGGACAGCCUGGUGUCGCAUGUCCGAUUUGAGGACGAGUCUGCCGGUGAAGCCGAGGUCCGCUAUCUGGAGCGGCUGCAGCAGCGCCAGCGGUGGGUGCUGAGCACGGUGCUGCGGAAGGUGGGCCAGGGACCCCUGCGCUCCAAGCCUGACCUCACCCACUACAUCCGCCGGGACUUGAGUGAGAGCCGUCUGGAUGUCAGUGAGCACUCAGUGCCACCGCCCGCAUGGGACAGUGAUAGAAAGUGCCCGGCCUGUGGCAGCUGUCUUCAGGAGGGUCGCCCGGCUGAGGAGAAGGCGACCUCCAACUUGAGGAAACCCCAGGGGUUCCAGGUUGCUGAUGGGGUGGAGGGGCUACUGCCAGAGCCCCAUAAUUCCCAUGGCCUGAACUCCCCAUUCCCAUUCCUCCCUGCCCAGCCGGGGCUCCACACAGAACGGAUCCGGGAAACACACAUUGGGGACACUGCCACCUGCCCUGAGGACGCAGAUGCUGCCCUGGACAGCAAGGAGGUUGGGACCUCUCAGCCCAGCAGGACAGGUGUGCUGACCCGAGGGAACAGCCCUGGGCAGCGGCCUCAAGGAGGUCACCGGUGGUCCAGGAGGGUGAAGAUGGAGCAGCCCUGGGCCCUUCAGGCCCAGCCUCACCUGCCUGGGGUUGCUGAUGUGGAGAGGGGAGAUGAGGUGAAAGGGGACAGAGCUCACACUCCCAAGGGGACUGAGUUUCGGAGAGAAGAUGCUGUUCCUAAGCCCCCUGUCCUGGAACCUCAGAGGGCCCCCCCAGGGUCCCAGAGGCCUCCUAAACUGGAGCUUGGAAGUCACCGAACUCACGCUGUGGACUGUACUCCAUGCAAGACAGCCUGUGCCACAAGAACACUUGCCACGAACACUGGGCCCUCAGGGCUGGGCAGGCCAGACCAAGUUAUAGACAGCCACAAACCUCUGGAGAUUGCCUGUGCUCCUUCCCUGCCACACAGCCGGACAGAGCCCUCUGCCCCACGGCCUGCCCAGCAGCUGUCUGCUUCCCUCUCCCCUCCUCCUCUAUGGAAAACCACCUGCCCUGUGCCUCACAGGAAGUCAGCCCUGGCAGGACCCCGCAAGCCAGGGGGCCAAGCACAACCUGUGGCUCUCACCCUGCCUCAGUCUCCUCCAAGAACUGUGGCUCAGGCCUGUGGACCUCAGGUCAGGCACCCACAGCCGGGCCCAUCUACCAACAACCACCUUCCCCCGGGGCUGCAGGAGCCCCAGAGAACAGCCGUCCAUAAGAGCAGGGUGGAGAGGAGCCCCUGCAGCCGGGAUCCAGAGCUGCCCCUGGAGAGCAGUGUUAAUGGAGGACUCCGGGACUCCCCAGGCUCAGCGGAUGUUGCCACCGUCAACUCCAUGGGCAUCACCCUCUCCCUAGCCCCAGAGGAGCCUGAAUCUAGUCAGGAACUGGAAGGAGUUCUGCAGAGGAUGGAGCCCAGUUCUGGAGGACAUGUGCCACCUGGAGCACCACCAGGGGCCAGAGCAGAGCCCAGGCCACCCUCAGCUGCCCCUUCUGAUGGGAAAAAGAAAAGAAGCAACAGCAUUGUCUCUGCCCUGGGGCUGAAAAAACUUUUCUCAGCCUUGGGUCAUACUUCGCAGCCCAAGAUGGGCAAAUCUCGUAGCUACAGUAUGGAGCAGCUGCAGCCCAUGGCGCCAGGCCCAGCUUCACACACCGGCACCCCUAAAGUGAAGAGAGUCCCGUCAUUACAAUCCUUGCAUCUGAACCUCCAUUCUCUGCUGGGCAGCAAGGGAGACCGGUCCAAUGUCUACCUGGUAGAGGAACCAGGGGACCCCAACACACCUGGCAGGUCAGCCAAGGGCCCUCCCCGGCGCACCCUCAGCGUGGAGGAUGUGGGCGCCCCCAGCCUGGUUCGCGCCGUGGGCCGGGUGGCAGAGGUGUUCCCAGAUGGCACGAACCAGUUGCAGCUGCAGCGCCCCCGUGAGGGCACCUUUGGCUUCUGCGUGGCUUAUGGGAAUGGGCGUCGGGACUCAGAUGCUUCCAAACCCGAAGGACCCACCUGGGAGGAAGCUAAAGGGCUCUACGUGCAGGAGAUGGCCGACCUGGACACUGCCAAGCUGUACUCAGGACUGCUUGGGGUGGGGGACGAGAUUCUGGAGGUGAACGGGGCCAAGGUGGCUGGGCUGGGUCUGUCUCACAUUCAGGAGCUGCUAGCCCACUCAGAGAGCUUAUCAGUCCGUGUCCUGAGGCAGAGGCCUGUCCCUCGGUGACCCAGAGGCGGCCUCCCCUCCCUGUACCCCUGACCCCGUCCCAGGGUGGGAGGUGCCUGGGGAAUACCCUGCGCUCUGCUGCUUUGUGGACCAAAAAAACACAGAUCCCAGUGGCGUCCAGGCUCUGAGGCUGUAACGGCUUUGUUGAUUGGCCACCAGACAGAGCAAGGAGCCUAUGUGUAUUUCAUUUGAGGCCAUUAAUUUUGCAGAACAGGGGAAAGGAAAACAAUAACAACUCUGCUCCUUCUGUGACCCAGGCGGCCAAUGGAGGGAGAGGUAGCAGGUCCUUCCCCCACCUUGAAAAGCCCCCCCCCAGCCCUCCAGAACCGGAGUACCCCCCCCCCGCCCCCAGCCUUGCCCCUUCCCUCUCAGCCGCAGCUCUCCUCUCUCCCACACACCACCUCUGCACCUUUUGCAGACAGGGCACAGCAUCCCCUGCCCUUACUCACAGCCAGGAAGCAUAUAUCCAGACCAAACAUCAGGAUGUGUGGCCUGACUAGAGUUUUAUGCUCCUUCUGGCAGUGAGAACAUCUACGAGACGUGAUCUGGCAGCCAGAAUAUUAAGAAUUUCUAGGAAAUUUGCAUGCUAUAUAAAGAUGGGGCAGGGAGAAACUCUAGCCAGUUUCAGAGAAGCACAACCACGGUGGCCAGGUUGCAGGCGGUGGGAGGUCAGCCCAGCCCAGCGCUGCGCCUCUGCCCCGCGGAGGCUGAGGUGCCGCAGCCGGGCCUGGCCUUUGUUCUCCUGUCCGGCUUGGAGACAGGGCUGCAGCUGGUGUCUGGCUGGGCCCCAGCUGCAGAUUCCCGUCCAGACCUCCCUGGUGGCAGCUGUGGGUGGGCGGGCAGGCGGCGGGGAGGCGACAGAGAAUGGGGACAGCCAUCCUGCUUGGACACUGACCAGGGCCUGGGGCUCUGUGCAAGUGCACGGCCAUGUGUCAGUCUUAAGUUAUUAAAAUGCAAA
Messenger RNA from Dipodomys spectabilis (banner-tailed kangaroo rat), 4717 nucleotides. RefSeq names its product KIAA1614 ortholog. The transcript has 11 exons. Gene Ontology annotation, biological process: establishment or maintenance of cell polarity; centrosome cycle; regulation of cellular localization. Gene Ontology annotation, molecular function: protein kinase C binding. The record is from RefSeq and is a predicted model, not a curated record. Lineage: Eukaryota; Metazoa; Chordata; Mammalia; Rodentia; Heteromyidae. The coding region runs from base 262 to 3759 and encodes 1165 amino acids. Gene Ontology annotation, cellular component: cell cortex; nucleus; apical plasma membrane.